This is a messenger RNA of Lotus japonicus, 1855 nucleotides long. RefSeq names its product sialyltransferase-like protein 2. The coding region runs from base 151 to 1491 and encodes 446 amino acids. The transcript has 12 exons. Gene Ontology annotation, molecular function: sialyltransferase activity. The record is from RefSeq and is a predicted model, not a curated record. NCBI's taxonomy places the organism in Eukaryota, Viridiplantae, Streptophyta, Magnoliopsida, Fabales, Fabaceae.
CCCGUCACUAACAAAGAGUGUCAAGUCCAGUGAAGAUUAAUUUCACAUGAAGCAUGUGCUUCUUCUCUUCAUACCAGAUUCAAUCUCCAAUUCGCAAUAAACCCUAAUUCCAUUUUCGCAUCGAUUAGCUUCGUUCAGAUUCUCAAUCCAAUGAGGGUUCUGCAACUUGGCCUCUUGCUUGCUCUGGCAUCUGGAUUCGCAGCGAUUUCUAUUUACAUCAUCGGACUCUCUGAUCCUUCUGUAUGUAUGUAUGUAUAUCCCACUUAUCAUCUCACAGAUGAAGACACGCAAGCUUUGCUUUCGCUGCAUAACACUUUCCAGAAGUGUGUGAGUGCAAAUGGGCUUGGUCUGAAAGCUGCUAUGAGCAGCGAUUACUGCCAAACCACGAUAAAUUUUCCCAGUGACACCAUCCCUAAAUGGAAAGAUCCAAAAACCGGUGAACUUGAAGCUCUGUCUUUCGAUUUUAAUCUGUGUGAAGCUGUGGCAACAUGGGAACAGGUGCGGAACAGUACCACUAUACUCACCAAGGAGUUCAUUGAUUCUUUACCAAAUGGAUGGGAGGAAUAUGCAUGGCGUAGGAUCAAUAAAGGAGCACUUCUCAACCGCUGUGAAAACAGGACCUUGUGCAUGGAGAAACUUUCACUAGUGCUCCCUGAUACACCGCCAUACUUCCCAAAGCAGUUUGGGCGCUGUGCUGUUAUUGGUAAUUCUGGAGAUCUCUUGAAAACAAAAUUUGGAAAGGAGAUAGAUGGUUAUGAUGUUGUCAUUAGAGAAAAUGGUGCUCCAAUACAGAACUACACUGAUUACGUCGGUAGGAAAAGCACAUUUCGGCUUCUAAACCGUGGAUCUGCCAAAGCACUUGAUAAAGUCGUAGAAUUAGAUGAACGAAGAAAAGAAGUCUUGAUAGUAAAAACAACAAUCCAUGACAUCAUGAACAAAAUGAUUAAGGAACUUCCUAUAAAAAAUCCUGUAUAUCUCAUGCUAGGUGCAUCCUUUGGUUCAGCAGCAAAAGGAACUGGGCUUAAGGCUCUUGAAUUUGCCCUCUCCAUGUGUGAUUCAGUGGAUAUGUAUGGUUUCACUGUGGAUCCUGGCUAUAAAGAAUGGACAAGAUAUUUCUCUGAAUCUCGUCAAGGCCAUACACCAUUGCAUGGUAGAGCUUAUUACCAGAUGAUGGAGUGUUUGGGACUUAUCAAAAUCCAUUCUCCCAUGCGAGCUGAUCCAAAUCGUGUUGUCAAAUGGGUCCCAAGCCACCAUAUUAUGAGGGCUGCUAGUAUUGCAUCAGAAAAAUUACUGAGGAGAGUUGGAGCAGGAUCUGAAGAUCCACUGCGUGCAUGUUCCAUAACCAAGAAGCAAAUUAAAAGAAACUCAAAUGCAGUUUCAAAUCUCAGAAAGGUGGCACUUGAUCAUAUAAGGUAUGUGAAGGGAACAACCAUGUAUCCUCUGGAGCAUAGUCCUGGACAUGGGGUCCUUUGCACUGUGCCAGCCAAUUGAACUAUUCUGAGAUUUUAAUGUGUUCAGCUUGACCUGACCGAAGCUUCUAACCCCUCGGUUCACAAAAUUUCUGUUAAUCUAUUUACAAAAUAUGUCAUUAACUUGACAAAAUGGUGAUGAAGCUUCAUACUCCUCACCGGUAAAUCUGUGAAAUCCUUUUAUUCUUUCUCAUUCUUUUUGGUUUUUUGAAAACUAUUUAAGUACUUGGAAUUUUUCCUUAAGGUCUCAAGGAGAAGAUUACAGAACAGCUAGGAGCCUAGGACACAAUUUUGUCUGUGCUGCUUAGUUGAACCAUAACCAGUUGAGCUGUAAUGAAUAGCUUUUCAUUUACUUCAAAAUAGUAGCUAUCAUAGUUUAAGUCCAA